Molecule: messenger RNA, 1371 nt
Organism: Oreochromis niloticus (Nile tilapia)
Lineage: Eukaryota; Metazoa; Chordata; Actinopteri; Cichliformes; Cichlidae
Product: DELTA-sagatoxin-Srs1a
Exons: 3
Coding region: 631-1125 (164 amino acids)
Biological process (GO): monoatomic cation transport; pore complex assembly; cytolysis in another organism
Cellular component (GO): pore complex
Molecular function (GO): channel activity
Source: RefSeq, a predicted model, not a curated record
CUCAUUAGCAAGUGUGUACGGCGGGCUGUUCUGAGUGUUGUGUGUGUCUCUGAAAUAAAAGUGAAAUUUGCCUGGAUGCUGUUACUGAAGUUACACAUCUGUAAUGUUUAAAAGGGACUUCUACAUGUUUUUCAUAUAAUUAUUAAAAAAAGAACAUUUUGUAAAGUAUAACCAAACCAAUAAUGCUAAGACAAAGUAAACAGAAAUCCAUGAUUUCAUCUCUUUUAGGAAAAUCAAACCAUCUUAAAAGCUAAGUGGUGAGUACAUUUAUGUAUGGCAGUUUGUGUAACACACGCUGUAGAGCCGUACCAUCCUGAAAUUCCACCUUGUACAAACAUUUGAUAACCACUUUAAAGGUUCUACUAAAUGUGUUCCCAAAGGCAUGGAUCCGUCUAACCACUGUUAGAUACGGCAGAGAAAGAGAGGGGUGGGAAGCUGAUACUGAACAUGAGAUAAGGGAGUCAGGUGGUGCAUUCUGAUUACCUGAGUCAAUAUAACCUGGUGUGAUAACAGCUAAUGUACAGUGGGACUCUUUCAUACCCAGACUAACAAUCCGUUUGCUCAAACAGCUAUUUUUGUAUUUUUCACAGCAAACCAUACAAAGCCUCCUCCUGCCAUCACAUCAACACCAUGCCUCAUCGCAGCUGUUCUGUUGAGAUUACCAACAACUCUGGCUACUACACUCUGGCCAAUCCAAGGGUUUUCAAUGAGAGUGGUGAAUGUGAGGUCCCUCUGCCACCCAUGGUAGGUCCCUGCUCUGAAGCCAGUGCACUGUUUAACAAAGUCACCGGCAGUGCAACUGGAGCAGUUGGAGUCUUCACCUAUGACCUUUUCAAUCCUGACAUGAACGACUAUAGCCACAUCAUGGCUGUCAUGUUCUCCGUGCCGUAUGAUCGAAACCUCUACUCCAACUGGUUUGCCGUGGGGAUCUUUGACAAAGGAACCGACUGUGACUACAAUCUUUAUGACAUCAUGUAUAACGGGAGUGAAAAUAGUUUUGUAAGAGCCAAGGCUGACGGGUCCUGCAUUUCUUAUGAAGGUGACUACAUUAUUGUCAGUGCCUCCAUGUCAGAUUCAGGUGAAGGAAUCCUGAGGGUGGAUGUCAAUGACACGGGGAUGUAUUAACCCAACAGACGCAAGAUGUUACACAAGUAAUAUAAAACAAUCACUGUCAUCCCACACUGCAAGGGUCAAUCAACUGGUAAAACUGGUUACACUGAUUUCAGUGUAAAUGAGUGCAUGUGAUUGGAUACCGUGUGCUUUUUCUCUCGACUGAUUCAUGAAAGAUUUGUAUGUAUCAAAAUCAAGUUUUCUUUGUAACCAAUGUAUAAUGUACAAGGUGAGAUUAAAAAAAUCUAAACCUUUACCUGA